Messenger RNA from Schizosaccharomyces japonicus yFS275, 3288 nucleotides. RefSeq lists its product as hypothetical. The record is from RefSeq and is a predicted model, not a curated record. The coding region runs from base 1 to 3288 and encodes 1095 amino acids. The transcript has a single exon. Gene Ontology annotation, molecular function: RNA binding; nucleic acid binding. Gene Ontology annotation, biological process: cytoplasmic stress granule assembly. NCBI's taxonomy places the organism in Eukaryota, Fungi, Ascomycota, Schizosaccharomycetes, Schizosaccharomycetales, Schizosaccharomycetaceae.
AUGGACGACUCGAACGGAAUGGGCCCGAGCUCCGCCAGUGCCAGUGCUAGUGCCAGUACCGCUGCUCCAGGCGCUGUCGGUGCCCCCGUCCCCCAAGACGCUGCUGCUGCUCCAGAGAUGGUCCUCCAGCCCAACGCAUCCUCGCGCUCUUCGCUCACGCCCAGUCCCUCGGCUCCGGCUCCUCAGGCCGCUGCUGCUGCUGCUGCUGGACUCGGCGACCAUCACUCUUCUCCUGCUUCUUCCGCCUCGUCUUCCACCACCAACACACACACUCACUCCAACACCACGACCGGCUCUUCCCCGCUCUACUGGUCCUCUUUCCGUCCUGGCUCCGGGGCUUCCGCGGCUGCCCCAGGCUCCUCUGCCGGCGUUUCUGCGAGCUCGCCGGGCGCGACGCAGGCUCCCGCUGCUUCGAACGCGGCCACGCCGUCCGUCGCCAAUGGCCCGUGGUCCAGGUCCGGGCGUGUCGGCUUUCGUUCGCGCUCCAACACGAUUCCAUGGAACCCUCGGCUUUUGCGACCCAUGGCGUCGCCUCUGACCGCCGUUUCCCUCCGCCAGUCGUCGCCUUCGACGCCAACGUCGCUGCUGCCCUCGCUCGCCGGUCCUCCCUCGGCCGCGUCCUCGCUGCUUCACAGCAAUAAUUCACUUUUCUCGGACUCGCUCGCCCCGACGGGCUUCUUCGACUCUGCCAUGGCUUCGGCCGCUCCCGCCUCCGUGCUCCAGACGGGCUUUGAGUCCUUUGUCCUCGACAAGAGCACCGACAUCUGGUCCCGCGAGUAUGUGCCCCGCGGUGCAUCCUUUGCCUCGACUGCUGCUGGUUCGGACGUUGUUUCUGCAGCCGCUGCUGCUAGCAGCGGCGGCAGCAACAACGGUGUCAGCAGCGGCAGGCGUCCUCAUGCGUCGAGCAUCUCCGAGAGCCUGCUUUCGUAUUUGAACGGCGCGAGCGGCGCCAACCCCAAUCUGCCGUUGGACUCGGUCGACCCUUCGUCCUCCGCCGCUGCUCUCGUGAGUCUCUCGCAGACCCACACCGGAAACGGUUCGGGCAGCGGAAACAGCAACAGCGGUAAUGACUAUGGUGCUUCGCUGCUUGGUGCGACAUCGACUGCUGCUCCGUUUGCUCUCCCCGACCUGACUUCCUCGGCGUCUGCGGGCAACCCGGUCGCUGCGGCUGCCGGCGGCUCCCACAGCUCGCUGUCGUCGCUUUCAACGUCCAACUUGCGCUCGUCGCUCGCGGCUGCCGCGAAUUCGACCUCGUCCGCUUCGGGAAUGGCAGCGCCCAAACAAAAACUGACUUCCUUUGGCCCCUCGUUUUCGUCGUACGGUGGGAACGGUGGUGCGGCAGGCUUUGCUGAUCCAAACGCGGCUGCCCAUUUGGCCACGGCUCGUUUGAACGGCAGUGCUGGCAUGAGCAGCAACAAUCAUGCUCGUGCUUCGCGUCGCCGUUCACAGUCUUUGUCUGCCAUGCGCAAAACGAAUGCCAAUAAUGGAAUGGGACACAGCAUUUCGAGCGGCUUUUACACUUCCAACUUCUUGCCCUUCAACCACGCAGCAACGAUAUCCGAGAAGCCUCUGGGCCACAAGCGCAACUGCUCAGUUGAUCGUAUGUCUUCAGCUUCGUCGUCCACCACCGGGGCCACGACUCCUCUGGCUACGGCAGCGCCGUCGAGCAACAGCAAUCCUUUGACUGCACCCACCGCCGCUGCCACUGCUGCUGCUACUACGCCUUCUUCCAACGCCGAGAGUUCAAAUCCCAGCGCGCGAACCAGCACCGAGUCUGCCGGUAGCGGCUGGUCUGGCAUUGGAGAUGCAACCAUUGAAAAUCUUACACAGGCCGAACCCACCCAUGCUCUUUGGGUUGGCAACUUGCCUGCUGGCAUUUCAUCCACAACCGUUGGAGCUGCAUUCGCUCCUUAUGGCAACAUCUCUAAUGUGCGGAUGCUUUCGCACAAACAUUCGGCCUUCAUCAAUUUUGACACCGUGCAGAAUGCUAAGCAUGCUCUUGAAGAGCUCAACGGCCGAACGCUCUUUAGUGAGUCUGAUCCUGUGUGCAUUGGCUUUGCCAAGGUGGCGUCAGCGCCUUCGGAAAACGUGCACGUUUCACUCGAGAGCAUAAACAAGGCGUUCUCCAACGUGUCGCUUGUGCCAUCGCUGAGUGAAGUGCGCAACGACAUUCUGUCCGUUGUGCGCGACUUUGGCUAUUCGCAGCUCAGCGACUGCGUUCAGAUGCUUGACAAGGCCUGCAAGCUCGUCGACUUUGCAGCCCAAAUCCCUUCCGUGUCUAAGGCGUUCAGCAGUCGUCGGUUAAAUGCACCUAAACUGCGCCAGGUGCGUAAGCGCAUCGACAAUGGUCUUUGCACGCAAGAGGAAGUGGAAGACAUAGCCAUCAGUUGGCUCGACGAGGUGUCUGAUCUCUCGAGUGACCAUUUGGGAAACACUGUUGUGCAGAAGCUUUUUGACUACUGCUCGGAUCCCGUAAAGGAAAUGAUGCUCGAACGCAUUGCCCCUCACCUUGCCCAGAUCGGUAUUCACAAAAACGGAACUUGGGCCGCUCAAAAAAUUGUCGAUGUUGCUUCGACUGAGAAGCAAAUGCUUCUCAUUGCCGAGCACGUUCAACCCUACAUUCCUCUGCUGUUUGCAGACCCUUUUGGAAAUUAUGUUGUGCAAGCAUGUUUAAAAUUUAAACCUCCUAUGAAUGAUUUUGUUUUUGAAACAAUAAUGUCACAGUUCUGGGUUAUUGCGCAAAGCCGCUACGGCUCCCGAGCCGUUCGGGCGUGCCUCGACAGCAAAGACGCUUCGUCCACUCAUCGUGCUCUUGUGUCAGCCACGAUAGUUGUGUACGCCGACCAUCUGGCGAUGAAUGGUAACGGCACUCUUCUGCUUAAUUACCUUUUAGAGAACAAGCCCCUUCCUAACGUUCCCAACCUGCUUGCGUCGCGUUUUGUGCAAGACAUUGUGCGUAUGUGUACACACCGCCUUGCUUCAACAACCCUGCUCAAGGUUAUCGCGCACGCUCAGGAGGACAGUCAAGCUGGAUCCAUCAUCGUGCGUGCGUUGUUGCAACACAAUGCAAAAGGAUUGCCUCUCGAACGAGUCAUGGCAGACCAGUCGUAUGGACCAGCGUUCCUGCUCAAGCUGUUGAUGUCCGACAACUUGCCUGAAAGUGACCGUAUGAUAUUGUUCGCGGCUAUUCGCGAACAAUUCCAGUUCCAAAAAGAGCAUAUGUCUUCUGAGGCGAAGAAGCUAUUUGAGUACUGCUGUUCUGCCGGCUCGGGUAGUUCGGAACCUUAG